Molecule: messenger RNA, 2740 nt
Organism: Adelges cooleyi (spruce gall adelgid)
Lineage: Eukaryota; Metazoa; Arthropoda; Insecta; Hemiptera; Adelgidae
Exons: 8
Coding region: 566-2344 (592 amino acids)
Molecular function (GO): zinc ion binding; nucleic acid binding
Source: RefSeq, a predicted model, not a curated record
UAUCGCAAAUCGUAACCCGUAUGGCACGGAUAACGACGACACUCGACAGCCAUUAGCAAAACCAGUAACCACCGUACCUCGUCCGAUUAUAAUUAAUACAACAUAAACAUAUUAUUAUUAUUAUACAGACGUCGUGUAAUGUAUAAUAUUGUUAUUAUUAUUAUGAUUAUGUUUUUCCGAUAAGAUGCCGAAGUUCUUGAACAAAAUGCUAUGAAAUCCAAACGAUGUCGGUGUGAAUUCUUUGGCAAAAUACCAAAAAGCUGUUUUCGGACAUACCGUCGUUGAGGUUGGUCCUAUACUGCGCAUCACAAUUGUCACUCAGACACGGCCGUUCAAAAUACUGUGACCAAAAACGGAGGUCUACAGCUGUUUUGUACCUCUGGACUUUUACCACCACCAUAAUAAACUUCAGUCUGCAUUUCCUACAACAGCCAACAAAAAAUAAUAUUUAUAUGGAUAUAUAUUCUUUUUUGUUGUAUCAAUUCAAAUGUUCCAUCCGUUCGUGCUCCCUAGUCAUUGUUAAUUAUAUGUUAAGUCAAGUUGAUGUUGUGGUCAAUCCGAAAACAUGAAUGUUGAAAAUCACCAACAGCCGCCCACAUCCGAACAAAAAGAUUCUUCACAUAAAAGCAAACGGUCAAUACUCCAGGAUAAAACUUUUUUAAUUGACAUAGUAAACAAUAUGAUAAGUACAAAGGUAGAAAAACUCAUUAAUGCUUAUGGAGGAAAAAUCCUCCAGUCUUUAGAAAAAAAUACUAGUUAUUUAAUAUCCGAUGUGAGAAACAAUGGGAAAUCCAUACAUAAUAAUGAAGCAGAAAUAAAUAAUUGCGGCAGUACUGUUAAUGAAGUGCCAUGUACGAAACAAGAUGAUUCCACUGAUCUCAUUAGUAAAGCAACUCUUUUGAAUAUACGAAUAUUUUCACCUAAACAGUUUCAGCAAUGGCUUAAGUCUUUAUUAAAAAACCGUCGGGUUAAUAAAAACCCUGUCGACAAAGUAGCAAGUGUCCUUCGAGGAAAAAUCAGUUUAAAAAUUGAAUCAUUGGACCAAGGUCAAUGUCCUGUAUUUGAAUUUAUUCCUAAGUGGCCAGACCUAGGUGACACAUUGUGUAAAAAGAAAACUAAAGUUCCAGCUGAAAACAAAUUUGAUAUUAAUAAAAGUGGUGACGAAUACUCUUCUGACCAAUAUAGUACAUCGGAAAUUGGUGGCAUGUGUGAGCUAUGUGAUGUUCCUUUUAUGAACUAUAAAGAACACAUUAACACAAAAAAACAUAUGAGAGAAAGUCAAGACGAAAACAGAUAUUGUGAACUAGAUGAAUUAAUUAAUGAAAGACCCCUCAGUAUGAUUUUCAACAAAUUUGAACCUGAUCACACAAUUAGCCAAAGCGCAACUAUUAUUUCGGAACAGCAGGAAGAUUCUAGUGUUAAAGGCAGUUUAGAUGAUUCAGUUACCACUAAUUUAGAUACGGAUUCUAAUGAUAAUGAAAAAAAUUUGCUUUGUUUGUAUGGCGCCAGUGUUAAUAAUGAUCAGCCAUCUCUUAAUUUAAAGCGAAAGUAUUGUUCUGAUACUACUAUAUCAUAUACACCUGAAAAAAAACGAAAAACCGAUUUUCUGUCCACAUGUUUAGAAGAAAAAGUAGAAAUAAAUUGCUACAAAAAAACUAAACGGAAACGCAAAGUACGACAAAAACAAUCUUCUAAAGAUAUUUAUAAGGUAGAAGUAAUUAAUAGCCAUUCAUACUCAACAUCAAAUAAUGAUAAGUAUGAUGAUCAAACCAAAUCAAAUAAACCCCCUGUGAUAAUACGUCUGAAACGUGUACAAAAUACUGUAGAUAGUGAAACAGGAAAUGAGACGAGUGAUAGCAAUAUCAAUGAUAGUAGUGUUAAAACACCAACAAUAAAUGCUAGUCCAAUAGUUCGCAGAUAUUUUCGAGUUGUUCGAAAAGAGAGUUUUAGUAACAGUGAGGGUGAUACUAAGAUAAAUUCAAAAAAUUUAACAUUUUCAUUUGAACAACCUGAAUUACGUCAAAAUCGUAAUAGCGAUAUUAAUUAUCAUCCAACCUAUACAUGUAUUCCGAAUAUUGGACCCAGCCCUCAGUAUAUUCAAGAAAGUUUGUCUAAAUUAGAUAAACAUAAUGUGAAGUUUAAAUUGCUACCCUUUGACAAGUCCUUAGAAGUUUUAUCAAACAUAGAACCUCGACGAUUUGGAGAGUGGUUUUAUAAGAUACCUAAAAGAAUCCAAGAUGACCUGUCAUUUGAUUCAGCUACACUGGUUCCUUUAAUGAACGAAUCAAAAUGUAUAUUGAAAACAAGUGACGAAAACAAGGCAAGUAGUUCAUUAACUUCUUAGAUAAUUGUAUGGUUCAUUUGGUUGGAUUGAUAGCUUUUACAUCCUAUUCUCAAGAUCUCUAAUCAAUAUUUGGUUUUCAAAAAAGCAUGUUUUUUAUUUUUUCAUAGUUUAUCUUAUUUUUCCAAUAACUUUUUAUUUUUUUAAUUUUAUCCAUCUUGCCUAUUUAAUGGAAAACGCACAUUAGAGCUCUAGUUAACACCAAUGAUUGUUUUUAGAUAUUUGUUUUAAUGUUAAUUUUUUUCUUGUUUUUUAUUAUGUACAUGCCAUAAUUCUCAUUUAAUAUCACGAAUCAUUAAAAAAUAUAAUUACUUUAAUUUCAAUGAUAUUUAGUACCGUUUAUCAUUUUAGUUAACAUAAUCUCAUUUUAGGUGCAAAAGCUCUAAAAUAUUUUAAUUA